UCCAUGCGGUCACACUGGCCGCCAUUUUUGUUUCGUGCUUCUGUCAAAACGAAAAGGGUCGGUGGUAAACAAACAAAGAGCCUCUUUUAUCGAAGGAUAUUUCACACAUUUCGUCGAAAUGCUGAAUAAUAUGGGAUCCGCUGAUGAGCGUACUAUUUACGCUAAACUGGAGGCGUUAAAGGAAGUAAGAGCUAAGACUAUGCAGUUGGAGAAAAUGAAACUGCGCAUCUUGCAUGAAGUGGAAGCAACUGAAGCUGAAGAAAAGUGUCUCUCUGAGUAUAAGCAGGAGAUGGAUAUGCUAAUGCAAGAAAAAAUGGCGCAUGUCGAAGAACUUCGUCAAAUUCAUGCUGAUAUUAAUGCUAUGGAAACUGUCAUCAAACAAGCUGAAGAGUCGCGAAACAGAGCACUUGAUACUGCGAAGCGUAUUCAUGAUGAUUAUAGGCCUCUGAAACAUGAUGUUGAUCGCCUACGCCGUGAGUACCUAGGCCUUGAUCGCUUGCCAGAUCUUCAUGAGGAAGAAGGAGAUCUCAUUUCACCUGACUACUUUGACAAACAUGUCAAGACUUCUGAUUGGCGCGCUCCAGAUGUGCGCGAUGUUGAGCAAGCAAGCAUGGCAAGUCUUGCAAUGCACUCCCAUGCUCACAGUCAUCCAGGUCACCAUCCCCACUCUGCUCACCAUGCUCCUGGCGCUGGUUUCCUUACUCCUCAACAGCCACUGCAAUUAGUCCAAGGCAACAAGGCAGACAACCGCCCAAUGCCACCAGCUCCAGGGCCUGCUCCAACAUUUAGGCAACAGCCUCCUCCAAUGAAGUCCUGCCUAUCAUGCCACCAGCAAAUUCAUCGUAAUGCUCCAAUCUGCCCUCUUUGCAAGGCCAAGUCCCGCAGCAGGAAUCCUAAGAAGCCGAAGAAGAAGGAUUAAUCAUUGCUUGUCUUUAAUCACUUACGUAUUUUCUGCUGGAAGAAGCUGCAAUUUCAUUUCUUACUUUGUUCUGAGCCCACUUUACAGUGGCUGGUGCCAAAUGAUUCUAAUAUUUCUGGUGCCAAAUUUUUCUUCGAAUCUAUUCUGGGUUUCAUAUUUUGCUGUUAUUCAAAUAGAGUAUGUGUGUUUGAAUUUAUUGUGGAAUAUUUGAGACAUAACGUGGACUGCCCUUUGCAUCAUGUCUUUGAAUCCAUUUUUGGUAACCAUUAAUAAUGAUAACAAUACAGUACCUAAUUAAGAUGUAUUAUGAAACAAGGAUCAGUGGUUUGACCGUUCUUAUCUUAGACAAGUUGUACUACUUGUUUAGCUGUAAGAAUUUUAUUGUUUUUGUUAACUCUUUCUUGCCAAAGAGACUUCAUAAACAUAGACUUCAACAAUUUUGUGAUUUAUUUAAAUAAAUUUGAUUAAAAUAUUAAUUUACUAAUAUACAGUAAGUUGUUGUUUGUUUGUUAAUUUACUUUCUGAAUUUGUUGCUAGUGUUCAGGGUUGGUACUCUAAGCCAUGCUUGUUUAUGUGGCAUCUAUGAACUGAAUGUUAACCUUCCAAUUUAACUUUGUGACUUGCUGCUCAGUCAAGCUGACGGGCAGAAGCUUACAAAGAAUUUUUAUUUGUUUUAUAACUUUUAGAUGUGUAUUCUAGUUUUACAAUUCAUUGGAAGUUUUGAUUUCAAUUUUGUAUUCCUUUUAGUUUACAAUGGUCUAUAUAAGACUAAGAACAACAUGCCAAUACUUGGCUUGUCUAGUAAAAUUCUACAAAUUCAUGAGUGAAGAAUUUUGCACUAAAUUAAUCAUGCUAGAAAUUUGUAGUUUAGUUGCAUGCGUGGCUGGUCAUUUUUCAUCCAAUGCAUUUGUUUAAUCAUUCCCUUGUUGUUUCUGCCAUGAGUUUGACAGAAAUAUCUCUUACAUUAACCAAGGCUUUUUUCAGCAUGUAACUGUAACAAGGCUUCUCCAUUGGUGAGGUCUCUUUGUUUUCAUUAUCUGUAUUGAAAGAGUAGGAUUAGAUCUGAUCUCUAAUAAUAAACAUUUGUAUGUAAGUGUGUUCUGUGUAAUGGCAUUCGUCAAGAAGGUGGUGCUUCUAUACCUCUUCUGGUGUCUGUAGCAAUAAAAUGAAUCAAUUUAAUAA
Messenger RNA from Thrips palmi, 2101 nucleotides. Its product is annotated as zinc finger C4H2 domain-containing protein. Bases 119 to 919 code for a protein of 266 amino acids. NCBI's taxonomy places the organism in Eukaryota, Metazoa, Arthropoda, Insecta, Thysanoptera, Thripidae. Gene Ontology annotation, biological process: positive regulation of neuron differentiation. The record is from RefSeq and is a predicted model, not a curated record. The transcript has 5 exons. Gene Ontology annotation, cellular component: nucleus.